Molecule: messenger RNA, 723 nt
Organism: Ambispora gerdemannii
Lineage: Eukaryota; Fungi; Glomeromycota; Glomeromycetes; Archaeosporales; Ambisporaceae
Source: the annotation of a GenBank genome assembly
AUGCCAACCAUGAUUAUUACGGGCAGUUUGAAAAUUAUGAAAACGGCGAUUAUCGCAGUGUUCAAGUUUGAGCCAGUAAGGACGGAAAUGGGAUUGAGGAAAAAUUUAAGUGAAAACACUCCGUUUUAUGGUGAAAUGAAAGAAAAAGCCAAAUCAGCCCGUAAGAUAACCAAAGAGACAGGGAGUGUAGGAAACUUAUUAGGUUAUUCACCAGAAAAACACUGUUGUAAUUGUCAUAGGUCAAUUGACGAGAGAAGCGGUUAUUUUCAUUGUAAAAAUUGUAAUGUCGAUUUUUGUAGUUCGGAGUGUAAAGAAAGACAAGAAAGUCGGAAAUGCAAAAACACAAUCGAAUACAUUCCUAGUAAUUUAGUGAAAAACAAUAACCUAUCACCUGAUUUAGCCCAAGAAAAUCACGAAUUAAAACAGCAGUUAGCGGAAGUUCAAAAGCAAUUAGCCCAAGUUUUAGAAGAAUUAAAAAAGUUCAAAAGUAAUUCAAGUGGUAAGGAUAACAAAAAACUAGACCAACAAAUAGCCCAAAAUCAGAAGUUAAUUGAAAAUGGUGAAAAAGUAUCCCAAGCCGAGGUUAAAGAACAAGUUCAAAAGUCCCAGGCUUUAUUAAAAGAAGCCAGCGUUGGCGUUGUCUCAACCAAAGAUAAUAGUUCUGGUUCACUUCUUUAUGUAAUUGGUGGUUCUGUUGUGGUUAUUGGUCUAUUGGCAAGUUGA